Messenger RNA from Aethina tumida (small hive beetle), 1806 nucleotides. RefSeq names its product CDK5 regulatory subunit-associated protein 3. Lineage: Eukaryota; Metazoa; Arthropoda; Insecta; Coleoptera; Nitidulidae. Gene Ontology annotation, biological process: regulation of cyclin-dependent protein serine/threonine kinase activity; regulation of mitotic cell cycle. The transcript has 2 exons. Gene Ontology annotation, cellular component: endomembrane system. The record is from RefSeq and is a predicted model, not a curated record. The coding region runs from base 97 to 1635 and encodes 512 amino acids.
GCAGUGACAGCAAGUGACAAAUUGGUGUUUUGUGAAUGUGACGUUAGGAAGUAAACAUAUGUUUUAAAGCUUAACAUACUUUAUUAAGUUAACAAAAUGGAUGAGCAGAACAUUCCUAUUGAUAUUAACACAACGAAAUUGUUGGACUGGCUUAUUAGCAGGCGACAUGUUAACAAAGAUUGGCAAAACAACAUCCUAAAAGUAAGAGAAAAGAUUAAUUCAGCUAUACAAGACAUGCCAGCCCAUGAGGGGAUUAUAAAACUUUUAUCUGGGCAGCAUAUUAAUUAUUUCCACUGUUUAAAAAUAGUUGAUAUCUUGAAGGAAACAGAGGUUGACACAAAGAAUUUAUUUGGUCGGUAUGGCUCCCAAAGAAUGAAAGAUUGGAAUGAUAUACUUUCCAGUUACCAAAAGGACAACUUGUAUUUGGCUGAAGCAGCUCAGAUGCUUAUGAGAAAUGUUAGUUAUGAAAUUCCUGGUUUAAAAAAACAAGUGACAAAACUGGAGCAAUCUCAACAGGAGUGUGAAAAGAAAAUCAAAGAUUAUAGUAAAGUUGAAUCAACUGCUUUAAAGGAGUUCAAUAUGGCAUGUGAACAGUUGGGAAUUCCUGGGAAUAACAUAAAAUCUGAAUUAGUUGGUUUAUUGGAUGAGUUGCCUAAAAUAUAUAAAGAAACAUCUGAGAAAAUUAAAAUUGUUAAACCAGCUAUUGAAUUGUAUACAGAAUUCACAAAAUUUUUAACAAGUAAAGACAGAAACAUUGAAGUAUUAAGUACUCUGAAGUAUUUAGUUGAAAAGGGUAACACCACAACAUAUGAGUAUACAUAUGGAGAAAAGCCUGUUAGGAUAGAAGAAGAAAAGGUGAACAUACAAAUUGAAGAAGAAGCAAAAAAGGAUGAUAUUGAUUUUGGAGAUAUAGAUUUUGGUGAUAAUGGAAAUGAAAUUGACUUUGGAGACAUUGAUACAAAUAAUACAAUUGACUUUGGUGGUGCUGAAGGAGACAUUGACUGGGGAAAUUUAAAUACAGAAGAAGAAUUUGAAAUAGUCAAUCAUGUUGAUAUUAAUUUGGAAGAGUCAGGCAUUGUUUUGGAAAAGUCUGGUUUAGAUGGAGGCAUUGCUAGAGGAGAAGAAGCCCUAACAAUUUUGGACAAUCCUAAAACAAGAGAACAAAUUAUCAACAAUUUAAUGGAGAUUCAAGCAUUUUUGAAAAUUCGUUUGUUUGAGAUGGCAAGUGAAUCUGAUUUGUUGGCUAUGACCCACAUGCAAGAUGCUCCCACAAUCCUUCAGAUGCAGACAAUCGAAAGUAUUACUGCUUUAAUUGAUUGUGUAAAUGUUGCACUGAACCAGUUGACUAAUAAAAGAGUAGAGCAUUUACAUAAUAUUAAGCAUUCAAACAAAUAUGUUGAUAUACUAACUGCUAGCCUAAAGCAAAAAUUGUCUAAUUGUGAGAGGAUGAAAUCGAAUAAAGCACUUCUGGAGGAAAAAAUUAAUAGUUUGAGAAAGGAAGAGAGAAGUUUGCAUCCUGUCAUCAAACUAUUAAUAGAUAAAACAAAGGAAUUGCAAAAACACAUUCAAGAAGAUAUUUCAAAGAAGUACAAAGGAAGAAUUGUAAAUAUAAUUGGUGGUGUGAAUAUGUUAUAACUUAAACCUACAAUUUACUGUAACAUAAAAUUUGUUAAAUAUGAAAAAAAUGUAAUUUGUAUAUUAAAUAUGUUUGUAUUUAAGAGUUUGACAACUUGUUAGGAGUAAAUUUCCUUUGAAUAUAAAUUAACUGUAUAUUUAAAGUAAAUUUCAAAUAAAAUUUUGCAACAA